Messenger RNA from Letharia columbiana, 210 nucleotides. RefSeq lists its product as uncharacterized. The coding region runs from base 1 to 210 and encodes 69 amino acids. The record is from RefSeq and is a predicted model, not a curated record. The transcript has 5 exons. Lineage: Eukaryota; Fungi; Ascomycota; Lecanoromycetes; Lecanorales; Parmeliaceae. Gene Ontology annotation, biological process: mitochondrial electron transport, cytochrome c to oxygen.
AUGGCAGGCUUCGUCAACCGUGAGAAUCGCGUGCCCCAUUACCAACGACUUUUCCAGAAGAACGACGGCCUGCGGCAAUGGUGGAAGACGCCCAGGAGCAAGUACAUGCUCUACCCAUACUUCGUCGCGCUGUGGGGGACCCUUGGCGGAACGAUGUACAUGAUGGGUCGCAUGGUACUGGGACACAAGACGUGGUUUGGCAAGAAUUGA